CACACAACUCUACCAGGUAGGUAAUUUAACCAACCUUUUCAGGGGACAGUUGAAAUCAAAUACUGAGAUAACUCAUGUAAGUUCAAUUAUGAAUAAGGCAAUUUAGGAGCCGAAAUCACGUCAGACUUGAGACUCGGCGUUGUCAGGACUGUGGAUAUUUGUUCGACGAAGGAAUAUCAUCUACAUAUUCCCCGCUCAUUGAACCCCUGUCUAGGUCUGACGAAAGCCGACAAUUCCAAAUUCCCCUAGUCCGUUUAUUAUUAAAUAGAACAGAUGCGCACUGAUGGUUAUGGUAGGAUAGAGGCGAGCUGAAGUUCAUAUUUUGACACAUUCACCUUCAGACCGUCGAGAUAACCUAUUACCAUGUCUAAAAAUCAUGAUGUUAUAACUGCACUCGCGCCGUCCAGUACCGAGCGGGAUUUCAUCUGCGACGAGUGCAAGGCAAUAGAUUUCAACAAAGCAUUAGCGGUGCCGGCAGCUCAACUCCGUGACGGGAAUGAUUCGGAGUGCGGCAUACUACUUGAUACGAAUGCUUCGCGAUAUGCGUCCUCGCCCAAUCCCGCCUGUAAACUAUGUCGCAUUCUGCGGUCGACGAUAUGCUGGUACCACGAAGAAUGGUGGUCUGACCCUGACGAACAGGCCGAUCAUGACGCUAUAGAAGAUUUUGAGCUUUACGCGUUUGCUUCCUCGCGAAACGUUCCAUGGGGAUUCAGGAAACCGGGGCCCGACCAGGACUAUCAUAUCCUCAUCACACUCCCUGCUGGGUUUUUCGCUAGUUUCGGCGACCAUUCCCGGCAGUGCGGUCGGGGUGAGGCGGGAUAUGUAUUCUGUUUCGAUAAAAUCCCCUCCCCGGGUCUUUUUAGGCCCCUGGUCAUUCCUAAACAAUUCGAUUAUCAGCGGGCUCGAGUUUGGUUAGAAUUUUGUAGGGAACAUCAUGGCCAGCAAUGCUGGAUCGCGGAAGAGAUAGUACCGGGAAUGGAACUGAUUGAUUGCGAGACUUGGACUGUUGUGGAGGCUAAACCAGGCAUGCGGUGGGUGGCUCUCAGCUACAUCUGGAAGGCCCGGGGAGAUGCAACAGAUGCGGAUUCAAAAGUUGGCCGUGAAUCUUCAUCUCCGCGUCUUCCCUCUUCCGUUCCUACCAGUAUCAAAGACGCUGCUACAGUGGUAAGACAGCUUGGGUUACGGUACCUUUGGGUCGACCGCUAUUGUAUCGAUCAGAGUAAGGAAGAAGAAAAGGAUUUCCAUAUUUCACGGAUGGAUGCGAUCUAUCGUGGAGCAGAGCUGGUCAUUAUCACUGCGGCGGGCACCGACGAGGACUAUGGAUUGCCGGGAGUCGGGUCGACCCCUCGUUUACAGCAAGACAUAGUUCCGCUUGAGUCCUCUACUAUCUUCACCACUGGUCCCGACCCACGUUGGCAUGUGCAAGAGCACUCUCGGUGGUGGACGAGGGGGUGGACUUAUCAAGAAGGGCUACUGGCUAGUCGACGUCUCGUGUUUACUGACCAUCAGGCGUAUUUCGAAUGCCACGGAGCGACUUGGAUGGAGUCAGUAGGCGGUGUCGAAUUCGCCCCAAACCAAAAGAUACCUGUCAACUUAGCCAGCAUGAAAGCGGCACGCAAACGCCUGUUCAAGCCUUUGGGAAGCACCAUCUCUACCGAUCUAAAUAUCCCCCCAAGAGUAAGCGACGAUGGUUCCACGUCGCGUAACGACUACCUAGUGGCAAUCCAAAUCAGAGAAUGGUGUCAGUUGGUUGGGCAGUACACGUCGCGUACACUGAGCCAUGAUGUGGAUUCUCUUAACGCUUUCGCUGGGAUUGCGCGGUUGCUAAGCAAACUAGAGCGCCCUACACUUCAUCUCGUCGGCCUUCCGUAUGUGCUCACCACGGACGAUACCGAGCUUACGGAUAGAUAUUUCUUCGCAUCUUUCUGCUGGCAUCACUCGAAAGAUUGCGCUCCUCGACGGAGGCCGGACUUCCCAUCGUGGAGCUGGUCGGGCUGGGCGGGGCCGGUGACUUGGAUGGGCGUCUGGGUGCUCGAGCGCAGGGCAGAAUGCGACCCGAAGUGGCGGAAUGUGCGUAUCCAAGAUUCGACAGAACAGUCCCGUCCCGUCUCGGAGUAUUUGGCGCAACAUACUCCGAUAGACAACGGUAUUCCACCACCCCUCGCCAUCUGCUUCGAAGCGAGAGUGGUCCCUUUGUCACUUUUCCAGUUUAACAUUAGAACGCCUGACGACGGUCGGGUAAACACCUUUGUGCGUGACGAGGAUGAGGAUGAGGAUGAGGAAAGUAGAGACAAUACAGAAGACGACGAUAAUGAGAAUGACGACGAAUUUCAGAGUAACAAUGAGGAUGGUAACGAAGUUGGUAACGAAAACGACAGUCACGGUGAGAACGAGGAUGAUUCUGAUGAUGAAGAGGGCGAAGAUGAAGCUUCCCCAGAAGAUGAACCAGCCGUUCCCGAUCCGGAUAACUGGGGCCUUUGGACCAUUGGGAUCCAUAGAGUACACAGCGACGCGACAAAGCCUACGAAGACGCCGAACGAGUUACUUGAUCAUUUGAAGGAUGGCACUUGGUCAUGUCUUUUGAUCGGAGAUUACAGCGGAAACGGCGGUUAUACGCAUGAGCGGUUCCUCUUGGUCGUAAAGUGGUUAGAUGAGAAGACGGCGACCAGGGUUGGUGCCCUGGUACUUCAACAGCACUACUAUCUGGAUCAGGCCUUCCCAGAUUUCUUCGACGAGAGUGGUCUAGAUUGGCGAAGCGUUCGGUUGGUUUAGCGGCGUUGGGUGUUGGAAAAGGGGUAGUUGCAGUCGUGGUUGUAAAGAGAAGAGUGAAGGCUUUUAUACCUACCAGGUACCUAUGUUAUUUAUUACCUAGGACAUAUAUCGCAAAAGUGUGGUUUAUUUUUCUAUAUGUCCACCUUAUAUUUAGGUCUUUAUAAUAUGAGAAAAAAGAGUCUUUGUAAACUCUCGAGUAGUUCUCUAAGGCAUCAAAGUUCGGCUUGCAAUAAACAGCUUAAGUCAAUACACCAGGAUAGAGACUCAAAUGAACUAAGACAAAACGUAGUAUUACUUUGGAUACCCAACUGCCACCCAAUAUAGCUAUGACUAUAAUU
Molecule: messenger RNA, 3110 nt
Organism: Daldinia caldariorum
Lineage: Eukaryota; Fungi; Ascomycota; Sordariomycetes; Xylariales; Hypoxylaceae
Product: HET-domain-containing protein
Exons: 1
Coding region: 364-2772 (802 amino acids)
Source: RefSeq, a predicted model, not a curated record